AGAAUCUGUAGGAUGUGAUAAAGCGGUUCAAUGAGUCCGAGAUCUUACCAAGGACGAGGACUGAGCAAGAUUUGGUACGGGAUCUGGAACAGGAUUAGGUUCCGCUGAAGACUGAUAAUCCAGAAAGUGCACCCUUCCUCACCGAAUGAACCGGCCACCGGCGCUAGAAUUUUCAGCCACUUCAAGGUUUGAUGAAAAACGGACACCGAACAUUAAAAACUCCGGGAUAGACACGGUUUAUAUGCAUUACUCGACGGGUAGGGAAUCGGGCGGAAUACAGCUUGUCAAAUGGAGAUUUAGCACGGUCACUGAUGAUGACAGAUCUGAGUGGCAAACACGCUGCAUCCUGACACCACGAGCUUUUCGUGAGGUACAUAUAUGCAACAAUUUUCCUGCGAUGUUCAAGUGUCCACAAUGUCCUGACCGGAGUUUCCUUAAUCCCCAAUCUUUGAUCGACCACCAGCGUUUUUCUACUAAGUGGCACCCUUUCUGUAAGAGCUGCGACAUGUCACUCGGCAACUGCAGUCGUAGGAAUUUCGAGGACCAUCUACGUCGUCAUCGUGACACUGACGCGGAAUUUAGAUGCUCGACAUGUUCAAGGGGGUACGCAACCAGUCGUGCCCUCGACGAACAUUAUCGUCAAUCCCCGAACCACCCGAACUGCCCCGUCCGAUCCUGUAGAAGAGGUUUUCGCAAUAAGGUGACAUGUGAAGAGCACGUCAAACAAAGUCAUCCAACCGCUGAAUGUUCCUGCGGCGACCAAUAUUUUAUAGAAGAAGGUGACCAACACCUCGAAACUUCCUCUCACCAUCCCGUUUGCGCUAUAUGUAAUAUCGGCUUUGUCGAUGCGGGGGCUUUAUCAAAGCACGAGAACAUCGCUCAUAAGGAAUUAUUGUGCAAGCGAUGCGAGAGGCAUUUCAUUAAUCAUGAUGAGCUUGUACAACACUAUUUAAGCUCCUUUGCUCAUCCAACAUGUGAAAUUUGUUGUUUGGGUUUCGCCGACGACGACGUCUUUAGGCAGCACAUUAUGGUGAAACAUUCGUCCUCGAAACCCACCAUCCUCGUCGACGUCCCUCCCAACAACGGUAAUAUUCAAGCCAAUAUAGUUGCUCCUGGACACACGCAAGACUCAGGCGCCUGUCCUUCUGAAGCACGCACCUGGAAGCUCAAUUCACGCGCGAGUAGCGUGGACAUUAGUUCACCAAUCGUGCGCUCCCUUUGGGAUUCCUCUUCUACUGCCAAGAAUUCUGCCUAUCCUUGGGAAGACGUACCAAUUACCAAGGAUAACACAGAAGACCGUAACAUGGUAUCGAUGGUGGAGAGACUUAUCGGCGGGGCAGACACCAAACAUGACCACGAAUUACCUGUAACAAUAUAUGAAAGCGCAAGGAGUCCUAUCGCAUUUACUGGACUUACGAAGUCCCUUUCUUUACACCUUCCGACUUUGAACUUCAACGAUUCUUCGAGCUGUACAGCUUUCAACCCCUUUGGACCCCCCGUGUGCAGUACUCCUUCGCCGGAUACCUCAUCACCACAAGGACUUGCCGUCCUUCCAGUAGUGUCCCCGUUGGCUUCAACCCCAAGCGACGUCACCAUGUUAGAUGGUCACACUAACAGAAUGGCCAACUCGACUUCCUCCACUCUGUCAACGGCGACAUUCCCUUCGAAAGAUGGAUGGAAGACUGUCAAUAGCUCUCCUAUUCCCAGGCGAGAUUCCACGUCCUCCAUCGAAACCCGAGUCGAAAGCGUGGAUUCUGGCGACCGCGGCGGCCCUGCAUUCACGAAGGUAGUGACGAACGAUCGCUGGAAGCUGUUUGACGACGCCAUUAGCGCUUUGACGUCCCCGGCUGACACCCAAAAGCGUCAUCCAGAAUCAACAUCCAUUGACACGUCCAUCGAGACUCAAGGGGAUACUACAUUGUAUUCGCAGUCAGGCUCUGAAUCUGGAUCGUCAGAUUCUUCACCGUUGUCCGCGACCGCGACAUCACCCGAUUUAUCGUCAAUUAGCCUAUCGACGGUGGAGAUGCUGAUACUGGAACAAGAAUUGGAGGAGCCUUUGCCGCGUCAAGCCCUGAAAAUCGCGAAACGGAACGGUUCUAGCCAACCCCCGAUCGAGAGGCCUCGGGAGUCCCUCGUCUAUUGUCGUUUAUGUGGAAGAGACCCGUGUGAUGACUGUACAGCAACGCUUUGUGGUCACCUCUAUUGCCGCGGAUGUAUAACUGAGUAUGUAAUAAAGACCCCUCGAUGUCCCACUUGUUCUGCACCCACUUUACUGUAUUGUCUAUUCCGCCUUGAUCUUUCUUGAUAUAUCCCUGAUACAGACGCUUUUUUCUUGAUGCACGACUGAGAUCGUCGUAUACGACGUGCAUAUCUGUACACCCUCGAAGCAAGGCUUCAAGUAUAUAAGACUGUGUACUUAUUCUGCAAUCUAUUGUUCAAAGCAGGAAAAACAGAAAGACCAACUCCUCUCACGGAAGUCAAGUCAGCUGAUCGUUCGUCGAGUCCCCUUUCUCCUCAUAAGACUCCUCCCUCCGCUCCCUCCGCUUCCUCCCAACUUCCGACUCCUUCCCAAACAACGUUGUCCUUCCCUCCAAAAAUUUCAAGCACACAAGCGUCACCAUAACCGCAAUCCAAUAGAAAACAUAUCCCAGAACAGUGCCCAGCGACGCAUUAUUUGACCAGCCAAAUAUGGCGUUGAACACCGACCAUCCCUGACUACCAAACUUGUUGUCGGGAUUGCAGCAAUCGAGAUGCCAAACGUUUCCACGAACAUCGUAAGAGCCAGGUCCAUCGCCUCCAGCAUCGUCGAUUUCCGCACCGAGUAAAGCAUUAUAGGCAUGCCGUUCGAAGGAACCGAUGGAUCGAGAAAAGAGGCCGGCACCGAUGAGGAGAAGCAGGGAG
Messenger RNA from Marasmius oreades (fairy-ring Marasmius), 2901 nucleotides. RefSeq lists its product as uncharacterized. The record is from RefSeq and is a predicted model, not a curated record. Bases 146 to 2305 code for a protein of 719 amino acids. The transcript has 12 exons. NCBI's taxonomy places the organism in Eukaryota, Fungi, Basidiomycota, Agaricomycetes, Agaricales, Marasmiaceae. Gene Ontology annotation, molecular function: metal ion binding.